Messenger RNA from Cercospora beticola, 1505 nucleotides. RefSeq names its product RRP41/SKI6 family exosome complex component. Gene Ontology annotation, biological process: rRNA catabolic process; poly(A)-dependent snoRNA 3'-end processing; U4 snRNA 3'-end processing. NCBI's taxonomy places the organism in Eukaryota, Fungi, Ascomycota, Dothideomycetes, Mycosphaerellales, Mycosphaerellaceae. Gene Ontology annotation, cellular component: nucleolus; nuclear exosome (RNase complex); cytoplasmic exosome (RNase complex). The record is from RefSeq and is a predicted model, not a curated record.
CGAUAGUUGGUCCUCUGAGAUGCAAUGGGCUCAGGCGACCAGAACAUAUUGUGCGCUGUUUCUGUUAGAGUUGUGCACGUCGACUGGGCAAACGUGUGAUGUCAGUUGAAGUACAGCACUUUGAGUUCGAUGGCUUGAGCGGAGGCAGUUCCGCUUCUCGACUUUUCGCGUCUUCAAACCGCGUGUCAACCAACAACCAUUGAAUAUCGGAAAUGCCGCUCGACAGCUCGACGUACGGUCUCGCGCAUCUGCGCGUCGACGGAAGACGAUGGAACGAGCUGAGGCGCAUCAGCGGUCAGAUGUCGACACAAGCGGCCGCUGAUGGCAGCAGCUAUUUCGAGAUGGGCAAUACCAAGAUCAUCUGCACAGUCAUCGGUCCCAGACAGCAGACGAGGUCUGGAGGACGCGAUCAAAGUCGAGAGGCGAGCAUCGAAGUGGAGAUUGGUAUCGCGGGCUUCAGUGGGAUGGACAGAAAGAAGAGGUCGCGAUCAGAUAAGCGUACACAGGAGAUGCAGUACACAAUCUCUUCCGCAUUUGCAAGCACUGUUUUCACCUCGUUCUAUCCGCAAUCUACGAUCAGCAUUGUGCUUCAUGUGCUGUCACAAGAUGGCGCCUUGCUGGCGGCGUGUUUGAACGCAGCGACUCUGGCCCUCAUCGAUGCUGGCAUUCCCAUGAAAGACUAUGUUGCUGCCUGUACAACCGGAUCAACAGCCUCAUACGCUGCGAACGACGACGAAGCUGAUCCAUUGCUGGACCUCAACGGACUUGAAGAGCAGGAGCUGCCAUUCUUGACCGUCGGUACUAGCGGAGGCGAGGACAAGGUGAAUGUACUGGUCAUGGAGACAAAAAUACAGAUGGCUAGACUGGAGGCUAUGCUCUCUGUUGGCUUGGACGGUUGCAAGCAGAUGCGCCUGUUGUUGGACAAGAUUGUUCGCGAGCACGGGCGCAAGCUGUUGAAGUCGAAGUGAAAACGCUACUAGUGCUGCGUUGGAUGGACGAUGCGAGGCGUUCUAGGCCAACGAGACCUAAUUGAUGUCGCGGGUCCGAAUGUCGGAAAUGUCAUGCAUAGCCAUGCAGCAAAGCGUGUUUGAUCCCGUCGCGACACCUUCCUUAGGGCUCGACGAGGCCCGAGCGGGCAAGGAUUGAGACCUCACUACGUUGGACCUGCAAAUGUUGGACUCAGCAUCAAGUCCUCGAAACUUGAAAGACAUGACCCAAGGAGAAGGCGCGAAACGCAUUCAUGCAAUCUCCAACUUUGGCAUAGCGCAACAGACAUGUCACUGAGAAUGAUCAUGUACUGCGAGCAUACCCCUACGGCACUUGCGUCCCCAACCGGAGUUUGGCUAUGAGAUUUAUGUCCUCGCCGGAUUUUAUGGACUCGCCGAUGUUAGCUGCUGCACGAAGGGGGUCACCACACGCUAGUAUGCCACAGAUUGUUUCACGCUUGGGUAUGCAUGUUACGAGAAAGAAGAAAGGUUCCAAGCGGUAGGGUCGCAUUCUUGCGC